Messenger RNA from Eleginops maclovinus (Patagonian blennie), 7012 nucleotides. Its product is annotated as caskin-2-like. The coding region runs from base 532 to 4554 and encodes 1340 amino acids. NCBI's taxonomy places the organism in Eukaryota, Metazoa, Chordata, Actinopteri, Perciformes, Eleginopidae. Gene Ontology annotation, molecular function: protein binding. The record is from RefSeq and is a predicted model, not a curated record. The transcript is spliced from 22 exons.
AAACCUGUAAGAGCGUCACCGGGCGAUGUGACGUACAAAGUACAAAAAUCAGUAAAAUACAUAUAUUUUUUGGUUAACUCUGCUUGGGGAUGUACCCACUAUCUAACACGCUUCGAAGUUAAGCCUCCUGGGAUAUAAAACCCCACAUUUCUGGAAUAUCAACACAAGGAAUACUCUGCCAGCUCUCCGGAGUUUUCCUACAAUCUGCCACCGUGGUCCACUACAUUUCAGGGGUUGAAAAGUUUCAAAAAUAACUUGACUAAAAGAGGACUGAACCACAUCACCUUCUCCUCUUACAUCCUGGAAAUAACAUCUUCCCCCCCAAUACAAGAAAAAACGAGUGAAAAGAAGUCUGCGCAGGAAAUUAGGAUCAGUGUCUCCCUCUGUGCAGACUCCAGUGGAUUUAUAUGAAUUUGAGUGUGGAGAGUCUCACCUGAGGCAGGUCUUCAUGCGUCCGGCACACAGCAUGAGGUUCUGAGGAGGAUUUCAAAUAAAGUUGGUUAAAGGAGGAGGAGGAGGAGGAGGAGGAGGAUGGGGAAGGAGCAAGACCUGCUGCAGGCGGUGAAGAGUGGAGACCUGCUGUCCACCCAGAAGCUGCUGUCCAAGCUCAAAGCCAACAGGAACAAGUUGCUGGGCUCCACCAAGAGACUGAAUGUGAACUACCAGGACUCAGACGGGUUUUCGGCCCUGCACCACGCCGCCCUCACAGGAACCACAGAGCUGCUGGCGGCCCUGCUGGAGGCCCAGGCCUCCGUGGACGUCAAAGACAGUAACGGGAUGCGUCCGCUGCACUAUGCAGCCUGGCAGGGGAAGGCGGACUCGGUCCUGAUGCUGCUGCGCGCCGCCGCCUCGGUGAACGGCGUCUCUCUGGACGGACACAUCCCGCUUCACCUCGCCGCACAGUACGGACACUACCAAGUGUCUGAGAUGUUGCUGCAGCAUCAGUCUAACCCCUGUCUGGUCAACAAAGCCAAGAAGACUCCUCUGGACCUCGCCUGUGAGUUUGGAAGAGUCCAGGUGGCCCAGCUGCUGCUGAGCAGUAACAUGGUGGUGGCGCUGUUGGAAGGAGAGAGGAAAGAGCCCACAGACUCCGCGUUCACCACGCCGCUACACCUCGCCGCCCGCAACGGCCACAAAGAUAUCAUACGUUUGCUGCUGAAUGCCGGCAUUGACAUCAACAAGACCACCAAGUCUGGAACGGCUCUUCAUGAAGCGUCUCUGUACGGGAAGACGGAGGUGGUGCGCCUGCUGCUGGACGCUGGAGUAGAUGUGAACAUCAGAAACACGUACAACCAGACGGCGCUGGACAUCGUCAACCAGUUCACCACGUCGCACGCCAGCAGGGACAUCAAGCAGCUGCUGCGAGAUGCGACGGGCGUCCUGCAGGUCAGAGCACUGAAGGACUUCUGGAACCUCCACGACCCGACGGCACUCAACAUCCGCGCCGGUGAUGUCAUCACGGCACCAGAGGCCCGUAUUGACCCGUCUCGUCCCCUGCAGGUGUUGGAGCAGCACGUGGACGGGCGCUGGAAGGGACACAUCCACGACACCCAGAGAGGGACGGAUCGCGUUGGCUUCUUCCCCCCCUCCAUCGUGGAGGUCAUCAGCAGGAGAAACGGGGGCACCCUCUCCCGGCACGCCUCUCUGCCCGCCACGCGCCAGCAGCAGCUCUCCAGAGCCCCCCUCUCCUCCAGCCUCAGCUCCGCCCCUCAGACCGACGACUCCUACACCCUGUACGCACCCCCCACCCACGUGGUGCUGCCGCUAGCCAACGGCCUCACUACCAACACAGGUUUGUCUCCGGGCCGCCUUUCUCAGUCUGGGUGUUAUUUCGAGGACAUCUGGGUCCUCAGAGACUCGUGUCAUGCUGGAGACAGGAACAGCGUCGGGAGUACCGGCAGCGUCGGCAGCACCCGGAGUGCCGGCAGUGGACAGAGCACGGAGAGCACCAACGCACCCAACGGACUCCAGCACAACGCCGUUCAUCACGACAUCACUAACAAGUCGGCGCCCCCUGCUGUGGACUCUGGACUCUCAGACUGCAGCAAACAGUCAGAUCAGCCUGCAGGUGGGACUCCUCGCAGGCAGACGGUGACAGUGCAGAGACCGGCGGAGCAGGGCUUCACGCAGCAGUUCAUCCGCCCUCAGCAGCUGCUGGAGGGGAAGGAUGCAGAGGCCAUCUAUCAGUGGCUGAGUGACUUCCAGCUGGAGCAGUACAUCGGGAACUUCAUCAAUAAUGGUUAUGAUGUUCCCACCAUCAGCAGAAUGACUCCGGAGGAUCUGACUGCCAUUGGAGUGACGAAACCCGGGCACCGCAAGAAAAUCUCCAUCGAGAUCAACAACCUGAACAUCCCAGAGUGGCUGCCGGAGUACAUCCCAUCGGAUCUGGGCGAGUGGCUCAGUGCCAUCGGCCUCCCUCAGUACCACAGGAAGCUCUCUGAAAACGGCUACGACUCCAUCAGCAUCGUCAAGGACCUCACAUGGGAGGAUCUGCAGGAGAUCGGUAUUACUAAACUGGGCCACCAGAAAAAGCUGAUGCUGGCGGUGAAGAAGCUGUGUGACAUCAACAGGGCCAUCCUCAUGGCUGAAUCAGGCCAAGGCACGCUGCGCCGUAAAGCCCCCGGAGCCCUCCACCUAGUUGCAAUCGAGCCACCCGACUGUGCGGGGGACUCUCCUCGCACCCCCAAGAUGCUUACCUUCCAGGACAGCGAGCUGAGCGCCGAGCUGCAGACCGCCAUGUCCAGCCACUACGGAGGCUGCGAGGAAGGCUUGGCCAUCAAGAACGCAGUCGGGAUGUCCCAGAGCCAGGAAAGCUUUGAUUCCCGGUCCAGAGGCUCCGGGCGCUCCCAGGACCCUCCCACGGCCUCAAUCAACCCCCACAGCUGGUCGCAGGAGAGCCUGGAUGGCAGCCCCGCCAAGGAGAGGAACCUCCCUGAGGGCUGGGACCAGAGGCCCAUGCAGCAGCAGACGCUGCCCAAGCAGGUUCCCCUGGGCACUGCGACCGUGUUCAAGUACCCGGCAAUUCCAGCCAAGCCUAAACUGCCUGGGUCCCCCCGGGGUCCCUCCCCUCACGGCUCCCCGGCGCUGAAGGGUUUCAGCUACCUGCAUUCUCAUUGUGGCUCCACAGACUUGACCUCAAGACCGGAAAACUACAGCAUGACAUUAACGCCCCCUAAAAAGCGCGCCCAAACCCGCUACGCUCUGUCGGAUGGAGAGCCAGAUGAGGACGAGUACGAGCCGUCGAGUCGUUGUAGAAACCUGUCAUCCUACGCCACCUUGACCCGCAAACCAGGUCGCAGCCAGUUGGCUCGAUUACAGUCGAGUCCAGAGAAGAAUGGCAACGUGGGACGCAGUCAGUCCUUUGCGGUGCGCGCCCGUAAAAAAGGUCCCCCUCCUCCGCCUCCGAAGAGACUGAGCUCAGUGAGCAGCACCACCAGCGGCGAGCUCAGCGACAGCAGCACGACGUCGUCUGUUGGGGGGGUAACGGACAGCCCAGUGAGCGUAAGGAGCAUCGCUGCCUCUCUGGAGGGCAGGACAGAGGUGAACACCCCCAGCUCGGAGGAGGCUUCCCCUUCACACAACUCUGCAGGGCAGGAGGCUGCGGGGGUGAGGAGGAGGGUGCAGAGUGAGUGUAUUCCAUCCCAGACCCACAGCGUCACGGUGCCGGAUCGAGGGGUGAAGUCCGAUACAGAGGAGGAAGACUGCAAAGGUUGCAGACUGGAAGGCUCCUCCUCCCCUCAGAACAGCUCCAGUGAGUGCAUCCCCUUCGCAGAGGAGGGUAACUUGACUAUCAAACAGAGGCCUAAAGCCCCCGCUCCCCCCCGAGCUGAGGCGGUGCUGGAGCCCCCAGAGACACAAGAAGCCAAGAACUCAGAGCUGCCAGAGUUUAAUCUGAAGGAGUCGGACACGGUAAAGCGUCGACACAAACCAAAAGACAAGGAUCAGGGAGAAGGCUCCCCAAGCAGAGAAAGACUGGAUUCAGAGUCCCGCAGCAGCAGGCCUCCCUCCCAGUGCCAGGAGCAGGUCAGCCUGAGGAUUAGUGAGGCCCGUCUGGAGAGGCCUGCCAGUCCGUCAACAGGAUCCUCCAUCAGACCGCCACCCUCCCCCAAACCUGCCGUCGCCCCAAAGCCGAUCCGCCACAGUCUGCUGGCCGCACAAGCAGCGGGACUCUCCUCUCAAUCUGUGACCGUCAGUGUGGUUCAGAGUGUGGCCUUCACCUCUCCGUCCUCCCCCUCUCACGGGUCCCUGGCUCAGUCUUCCCCGGCCGGUCUGGCCCCUCAGAGCCCCUCUCUGGCAGCAGCGAGGCCUCAGGUGUGUGCGGUGGGUCCAGGUCUGGUCUGUGACUCAUCAUGUGGGACUGAGGUGGUUCAGCAGAGACUGGAUCAGACCAGCACAUCGCUGGCAGCAGCUCUGAAGGCCGUGGAGAGAAAACUGAACCUGGAAGAAAACUCAGAAGGGGGAUCCAACCCAGUGAAGUCCGCGGGGACGAUUCUGGACGACAUCGGCAACAUGUUCGACGACCUGGCCGACCAGCUUGACGCCAUGUUGGACUAAAGACUUUCCAUCAGAACCCUCAACCUCAGGAAGUGAAAGAGUGGGGGAAGAAAGAACGUUUUACUCUGAACUACAUGCAGAACUCAGUCCGAGGAGAACACCAGCACCUAAUCUCUGCUGUGCGUCUUUUAACUACGUCCUCCGCUGUUUCUCACACAAUCUGGAUUCAAGAUUCUUGUUAUCGCUCGUGUCCUUGUGUUUUUUAACAGAAACUUUAACCAAACAAAAGUUGGACCAGCGGUACUUUUUCAAAAAGUCCGCCGCAAAUUAUUACGAUUAUUGUUAAACUAAUGUUGUUACUCAAAUAUUUAUCGUUAUGACAUAACAGAGAAGUCAAGUCCCUGUUUAGACUUUAUUUAAAAAAAAUAACAUGUGUAAAGAAGUGUGCAAAACAGAAAGAAAAAGGUUUAUUAUUAUUAUGAUAAUGGCACAUUAACUUAAAUGCACUGCCGGCCAAAAAAAAGGUCACAAGCCUGUGGGAGCAGUGCUAUGAUCUGGGGUUGCUGCAGUUGGUCUGGUCUAGGUUCAGCAAUGUGCCCAAAGAAUGAGGUCAGCUGACUACCUGAAUAUACUGAAGGACCAGGUUAUUCCAUCAAUGGAUUUUUUCUGCCCUGAUGGCACGGGCAUGUUCCAAGAUGACAAUGCCAGGAUCCAUCGGGCUCAAACUGUGAAAGAGUGGUUCAGGGAGCAUGAGACAUCAUUUCACACAUGGAUUGGCCCCCACAGAGUCCAGACCUGAACCCGAUUGACAAUCUUUGGGAUGUGCUGGAGAAGACUUUGCACAGUGGUCCGAAUCUCCCGUCAUCAAUACAAGAUCUUGGCAAAAAAUGAAUGCAAGACAGAAAUAAAUGUUGUGACAUUGCAGAAGCUUGUGGAAACGAUGCCACAGCGAAUGUGUUCCAUAAUCAAAGCUAAAGGCAGUCCAACGAAUAUUAGAGAGUGACCUUUUCUUUGGCCAGGCAGUGUAUAAAUAAAAUAGGGAAAAUAACAGAAAAUAAUAAUAAUAAACCUUAACAAGGAUGACAAAGUGUGACAUUAAAAUAAAGUAAAUAAAUAAGUACACAAAUAAGGAAGAGGAUUAGGGCCAUCUGUCUUUUUUUCGUAAAAUCUCAGAAUUCAGUUUUUUGUUGUUGUUUAAACUCAUAAUUCAGGUUUUUCACAGAAAAUACAAAAUAACUUCUGGUCAAAUCUAAAUAAAAAAGUUCACAUGUGGUCCGAUUCCUCUUCCGUACACAAUUACUUAAAAAGAAUAGAAGAAUAUUAAUUAUAGAAACACAUACUUUCUGACUCGUGAAUCGUUGGCUCCUCUAUCCAACAUGUCUGACCAUUUCAAAUUGUACCCUUUUGUAGUAUUUAAAAAAACAAAACAUUUAUUUUAUACCAAGUGAUCUUAACCGUGUUCGUUCGUCUUCAGUUUGUUUGUGUCGUUCAAACUGAAACCUGUAUAAGUGCUUGACCAUGUUCAUACAAAGGGAAGAGCAUGUUCAGUGAUAUACAAACUAUUUUUUGAUAUUCAUUAUAGCCAAAUUAGUAUUUAAAUUAGAGUUAUCUAAAUAUGUAUAUUGUACACUAGAGUUAUAUACAGGAGCAGAUAUUCAACCAAAGUCUUUGUACAUACUUUCCUCAAAUAUUUUCACAAAAAAACACAAUACAGAAUCCUGUUUGAGAUGUUUAUGAAACGUUAUUUUCAUGCUGCAGCCCGCAGUAAGGAUCUUCAGCUCUAUCUGAACAUGAUUUAUUUGUGGAAAAUGACAGUUAACCCUGGGGCGAUCAUGUGGAUGAAUGUGUGUGAAUGCGUUGCUUUGUGUGUGUUUUUAUCUCUCGAGGCUCAGGAACAUCCAGCGAUGGAAAAAAACUACAAUAAAUAAAAUAAAGAAAAAAAUGAAUUAAGAACAUUAAAUGAGACAUUUCUAAAGUUAUGUUUGCAGAGUCUCUGCAGCCUCCACAUUCCUAAAAUGUGAAUUUAUUGUUUAUAACAAACCAGAAAAACUUUCUGCUGGUGUUGAUCUGUGGACGGUUGGAUGGAGCAACUUAAGGUUUAAGACGGGAUAAAGAGGAAUUCUGCAAAUGUACUUAAUGUUUUUAGAAUUUCUUAGCAUUGUUCUCAAUCGUUAAAAUCGUUUAGUCUUUAAAAUUUUUUGGGGACAAAAUAUACAUUUCCAAGGUUAAAUCGGCAAAUGUAAUAAUUCCACAUUUCUUUUAUUAAAAUUGUCAAUUUAAUACUCCAAGAUUAGCUGAGGAAAAGGAAUACCUACAGUGAUUUAUUAUUUAUUUGAAAAAAGGCUUUUUUUCAACCUGCCACAGCUCUACAGUAGCUUAAAUAUCAGACUGCAUAUUAUUGGAGGAGUGUGUGUGUGUGUGUCAGUGUGUGUCAGUGUGUGUGUGUGUUUUAUUAUUUUGAUAUUCUCUGUCCUCCCUGGUCGUAUUACUUGUUUAACCAUUAAAUAUCUAUGAUGUG